GCUAGCUAGAUAGAUCUUCAUUUUGGAAACCUAAAUAAAUGAUAAACUUCCGCUUAUUUUGUAGCGGGAAAUUUAUUUACACUAAACAUUGUUACCUUUUAAAACCAAACACAGUCAUGCAGCGGUCUAUAGCGUCUUUUUUCUCAUCAGCUCCAAAGAAAGAUGACUCAAAAUCAAAAAGCAGCAAAGAUACUGAGAAAUCUCCUGUAAAGAAGGUUGAAAAAUCUCCGCUGAAACAGAAAAAUGUAUCGCCAUCUAAGCUGCUAGAUGACUCUCCGAUAAAAGCUCCGGCGAGAAAGCGAGCUCGUAUCUUAGAAAGUGAUGAUGAGGAGGAGAAUGUACAAGUGUCCGACAAGGAGAAAUCUAGCGAGAAGACAGUUGAACAGAGACUAGAAAAAAUUGUCGAAGAAAAGCAAAAAACAAAGGAUGAUACAAAUGGGGAAAGCCAAGAUUCUGGGAAAGGUCUUCAGUCUCCAGAACGUUCAGCAGCAUUUACACCAGUCAAAUCUCCAUUCCCAGCACGUAAAACAGCUCGAAAGAGCAUAGGUGGCAGUGCUAGAAAGAAGAUACCAAGUACUAUAGCAGAGAGACAGGAAGAAGAUAUGAUCACUGAAGAAACAGAGAAAGUCGAUACACCUCAGGAAACUGUAACAAAAGAUGAAAACAAGUCUGCAGAGCUUGAGACAAAGGCGGAGGAUGUAAAAACUGAAACAGAUGAAGUAACUAAUGAGGUUAAGAUAGAAAAGACUGAGGACAAGGAAGAUGUGAAGGACAGUAAAGAUGAAGAUACAGCUGAAGAUGGGAACUCUGGAGAGGAGGCCGAUGAGGCACCAAGGGGACACAAGAAGAAAAGUGUACCUGGGAAAGGUGUAGUUACACCGAAAGGUCAAAAGAGAAAAUCUAGUAAAAAGGAAACCAGUCCUAAAGAAAAGAAAGUAAAAAGUGAAACUCCUAAGUCAGUGAAGAAAGAAAAAGAAGUAAAGCCGAAAGUUUCAAAAAAGGGGAAAGCACCAGUGAAUGGCGUCUUUUCACCAAAGUCAAGUUCCAAGGAUAAGGAAUCUAAAGAUGUAGAAAGUGAAAAGUCAGAGGACAAGAGUGUUAAAUCUGAGGUUGAAAGUGAGGCUAAACCUGUAAAACAAGAGACGGAGAAGAAAAGUGGUGUGAAUCCAUUUGCAAGCAUGAUGGGAAAGAAGACGGAGCCAAAUUCAACCUACAACCCCACAAAAUCAAACUACCACCCAAUAGAUGAUGCUUGUUGGAAACAUGGUGAAAAGGUGCCGUAUCUAGCAUUAGCGAAGACGUUUGAAGCCAUAGAAAACGUGUCUGCAAGAUUAAAGAUUAUAGAGAUUUUAAGCAACUUUUUCCGUUCAGUGAUAGUGUUAACACCGGAUGAGCUAUUACCAUGUGUGUACCUGUGUUUGAACAAGCUAGCACCGGCAUAUGAAGGUGUUGAACUUGGUAUAGGUGAAACCGUUCUCAUGAAAGCAAUUGCUCAAAGUACAGGUAGAAGUAUGGAGAAAAUAAAGGUUGAUGCACAGGAAAAAGGAGAUCUUGGUAUUGUUGCUGAGAACAGUAGAAGCACACAGAGGACAAUGUUUGCCCCAGCAAAUCUAACAAUUCCAGCAGUGUUCACCAAACUAAAGGAGAUAGCCACCAUGACAGGCAACUCUGUGAUGACAAAGAAGAUAGAUAAGAUUAAGGGUAUGUUUGUGGCAUGCCGGCAGUCUGAGGCUCGGUAUCUGAUCCGAUCAUUGGGCGGCAAGUUGAGGAUAGGUCUUGCUGAACAGAGUGUACUUACGGCCCUUGGAAAUGCAAUAUAUCUUACUCCACCUGGUCAAGAGUACCCACCAGAGAUAAUAAAUGCAGGGAAGGGAAAGAGUGCUGAGUCGUUAAAACAGAAAAUGGAGGAGUCUGCUCUAGUCAUUAAAACUACAUACUGUGAAUGUCCAAACUAUGGAGCUAUAAUUCCUUGUUUAUUGGAGCAUGGUAUUGAAGAAUUACCAAAUAGAUGUAAAUUAACUCCAGGUAUUCCAUUAAAACCGAUGUUGGCACAUCCUACAAAAGGUAUUAGUGAGGUGUUAUCUCGGUUUGAGAACAAUGAUUUUACAUGUGAAUACAAGUAUGAUGGUGAACGGGCUCAGAUCCAUUUGUUAGAAAAUGGUAAGAUACAAAUUUACAGUAGAAACUCGGAGGACAACACCAGUAAAUACCCAGAUAUUAUUUCACGUCUACCUAAAUGUCUGGCAGAAGAUGUGAAAUCAUGUGUUCUAGAUACCGAGGCAGUUGCCUGGGAUGCUGAAAAGAAACAAAUUCUACCUUUCCAGGUCCUUACUACAAGAAAAAGAAAGGAUGCUGAUGCAGCUGAAAUUAAGGUACAAGUUUGUGUUUAUGCAUUUGACUUGCUGUAUCUGAAUGGGGAAUCUCUUGUACGUCAACCUUUCCGACGUAGACGUGAAUUACUGAGGUCAUCGUUUAAAGAAAUCGACGGGGAAUUCACUUUUGCUACCUCAAUGAUUUCAUCAAAUACUGAGGAGAUAUCAGAGUUUUUAGAAGAGUCUAUCAAAGGAAACUGUGAGGGUUUGAUGGUGAAAACACUAGAUGUAGAUGCCACAUAUGAAAUAGCAAAACGGUCUCAUAACUGGCUCAAGGUGAAGAAGGAUUAUUUGGAAGGUAUGGGAGAUACAUUAGAUGUACUAGUGAUGGGAGGAUAUCUUGGUACAGGGAAACGUACUGGACGAUAUGGAGGUUUCCUGUUGGCCUGUUAUGAUGAUGAAAAUGAGGAAUAUCAGUGUAUAUGCAAGAUUGGUACAGGAUUUAAGGACGAGGAUUUAGAAAAACACACAACAUUCUUCAAGGAACAUGUGAUAGAGAAACCCAAGUCCUACUAUAAAUGGGACAAGUCAGUGGAGUGUGACCACUGGUUUGAACCGGUUCAGGUGUGGGAGAUCAAGGCAGCCGAUCUGUCUGUGUCCCCAGUACACAAGGCAGCUGCUGGAAUGGUUGAUCCUGAGAAAGGUAUAUCAUUGAGAUUUCCACGGUUUCUACGGAUACGAGAUGACAAGAAACCAGAGGAGGCAACUUCAGCCUCACAGGUAGCAGAUAUGUACAGAGGUCAAUCACAGAUACAGAAUCAAAGUAAAACUAAAUCUAAAGUUGAAGAGGAGGAGGAUUUUUACUGAGCAUUAAAAAAAAAGACAACAAUACCUCUAAAAUACAAAUGAAAUUGUACAAAUACAUGAUGAUAGCUGUACUAAACAAGCUAAAUUUAUUUAUAUAUGGAUGUGAAGUCUGGGGCUCUUGUUUAAAGCCUGUAAGACACUGGACCUGGUGAUGUUGAAAAUUUAAAACAUUGUUUAAUAAGGUAUUUAUUUGUAUUGUUAAGAAAAGGUUAUGUUAUAUAGUUAUGUUAAACCUUAUGGGGACCAAGAGAGAAAACAAACUGAAAGGAAAUUUGUGAUUUGAAUACAAAUGGAAUUUAAUUUAUUCUAAACUUAACUCUAUUUUUAGUGCUUAAUUUUUAACAUUUGUUAAUGAAUAAAUUGGAAAAUAUAAUUGAGCCGUGUCACGACAAAACCAACAUAGUGCGUUUGCGACCAGCAUGGAUCCAGACCAGCCUGCGCAGUCUGAUCAGGAUCCAUGCUGUUCGCUUACAAACCCUAUUACAAGUAGAGAAACUGAUAGCAAACAGCAUGGAUCCUGAUCAGACUGCGCGGAUGCGCAGGCUGGUCUGGAUCCAUGCUGGUCGCCAACCCAUUAUGUUGGUUUUAUAAUGACACGGCUCAUAUAUGAUCAUAUUUGUUAGUUUGAGUUUGACCAGAAUUUGUAAUCAUUGUGUAACAUUAAAACAUGUAUGUCGUAGUAAUAAUAUAAUUAAAAAUAUAUAUGUGA
Ruditapes philippinarum (Manila clam) is the source of this 3888-nucleotide messenger RNA. Its product is annotated as DNA ligase 1-like. The transcript is spliced from 24 exons. Gene Ontology annotation, cellular component: mitochondrion; nucleus. NCBI's taxonomy places the organism in Eukaryota, Metazoa, Mollusca, Bivalvia, Venerida, Veneridae. Gene Ontology annotation, molecular function: DNA binding; ATP binding; DNA ligase (ATP) activity. The record is from RefSeq and is a predicted model, not a curated record. Bases 39 to 3179 code for a protein of 1046 amino acids. Gene Ontology annotation, biological process: lagging strand elongation; DNA biosynthetic process; Okazaki fragment processing involved in mitotic DNA replication.